AUGCCAAUCAUUCUUCUCAAGACUGAACAUCUUCUUCUCAGACAAAUGGCCCUAGAUCACAUUGUCACGAUCCAGAUUCCGUUCGAGACCGAGAAACAGGCCUCAAUUGCCCGAAACUCCAUUGCCGCGGAUCCCGUAUUGAAGAAGAAUGAGAUUUCAGUGGAGUUUAUCGCCGAGGGAAAUGUACUCCAAUGCAAGUUUGCAGGAGUCAGCGACCGUGUGAUCCGUGUUGCGAUCAGUAAUUGCAUUGAUAACAUUAAAACCGUCAUUGAGACGAUAGAGGAGUUCGAUGGACAGAAGGAUACAUUGUUCAAGAAAGAUAGUUAG
This is a messenger RNA of Australozyma saopauloensis, 327 nucleotides long. RefSeq names its product chromatin DNA-binding EKC/KEOPS complex subunit. Gene Ontology annotation, cellular component: EKC/KEOPS complex. NCBI's taxonomy places the organism in Eukaryota, Fungi, Ascomycota, Pichiomycetes, Serinales, Metschnikowiaceae. The record is from RefSeq and is a predicted model, not a curated record. The transcript has a single exon. The coding region runs from base 1 to 327 and encodes 108 amino acids.